Messenger RNA from Cooperia oncophora, 1296 nucleotides. The record is from the annotation of a GenBank genome assembly. NCBI's taxonomy places the organism in Eukaryota, Metazoa, Nematoda, Chromadorea, Rhabditida, Trichostrongylidae.
AUGGUCUUGAAGAUUGCAAAGUGUAAUGGCUCCGCAGAGAAUCGUCGCGCUGUUCAUGCUGAUGCCGCUCGUGAAGCUGCUAUGUUGCAUCGACUCUCUCAUGAGAACAUCCUCGCAUUACGUGGAGUUUGCAUUCAGAUCGCCGAUGAUGGUUGUUGGGACAUGCAUCUGUUAGUGGAUUAUUGUGAAGGUGGAAGUUUAUCGAGGCUGAUACUUGACCACGCGACAUCAUUCCCAUGGAGUCAAAGAGUUCGCUACGCGUUAGAUAUUUCCGUAGCUAUGCAGUAUAUACAUUCCCAUAGAAUCAUCCAUCGCGAUCUCACGAGUAUGAACGUCCUCUUGCAAACUUCUCAUGGAAGUUCAAUCUGGGGCCGAGCAGUUGUAGCCGAUUUUGGGUUGUCAUGUCGAUUUCCAAGACGUGGAGAGAAGCUCCCUCAAGUUGGAACUACAUACUUCAUGAGCCCAGAAUGCCUCAAAGAGGAGUACUAUGAUGAAAAGUCGGAUGUGUUCUCAUUUGGAGUGAUAAUGUGUCAAUUGAUCGCAAGAAUUGAUGCCGAUCCCGACAGUGGUCUACAUCGAACGAGUAACUUUGGCCUCGAUUAUGUGCGCUUUACGCCUUGCUGCCCUCUAGAUACCCCGAUUUCGUUUCUUAAGCUGGCCUUCCAUUCAUGUGUUAUGGAUCCUUUGGAAAGACCGUCUUUCGAAAUGCUAGUACUUUUGCUACAGAAAGUAAUUAGUGCGGUACCUUCUUCUCCACACCCAUUAGAAGUUCGUGGAGAAAGUAGGUUAUCUCGAUCUCGAUCCGAUGCCGCUCUGAAGAAACCAGCAGCAGCUGUAAUGGCCGCUAGGAAGAUGUCCAGUAAUUACUCCAAAACUGUGCGCCCAAUCAUAGAAGGCGAGUCAACGGAACUGGAAAGCUCCUUCUUAGCAAUGGAAAGACUAGCGCGUGAUGUAGCACGAGAUGAACCAACUCUGGAUCACACAAAUCCAUUCCUGGAUCAUGAGCGGUUCCGAAAGGAGAGGAAGAUUAUUCCUAAAAAAGGAAAUCGUCGGCGAAGUGAAACAAAACCCGAACGUGGCCUUUCUGAUGGUAAUUGUUUGGUAGGAGACCAUAUCCGUCUUUCCCCACAGAGCCCUCAUUUUGGAGUAUUCCGGCGAAGGUGCUCGUCACUUCCGCCAGAAAUCGAUUCAUCGUCCAUGUCGAGGGGUCUAAAUGAGGACAAGUCGGAGUUUUGUCCGGGAGGAGUGCCACUGGUUUAUCGUGAUUUCGACAUGGCACUGUUCACUUCGCGAUGA